CAUGCCCACCGGGGUUUAAAAAAUACAUUUCCGCAAAGUUUUGUUACAAGCUGCAGCUUGCCUUGCGUUCAAACGCGUUUAUUACCGGCUUACGACGUAAGUUACAAACGUUAAUAAGAAUGUGUGAAGUCAAACCAAACAAUUCAGCUCCAACUGAAGACAGCGGAGCGGAAAGAGACUGGGCUGCUGCCAAAGUGUUUUUUGACAGCCUCAAAACAAACAAACCAAGACCUCCCAAACCCCAGUAUGCCGUCACCAUCGCCGUCUCGUCUCGCACCCUCUUCGACAUGGUAGCAGAGAGGAAAAUCUAUGAGGACGAAGGAUUAGAGAAGUACGUGGCUUAUCAGGUGGAGCAUGAAAGCGAUCCUCUGUUGCCAGGAGUUGCUUUCCCCUUCGUCAAGGCGCUGAUGAAUGUCAACUCUCGACUGAGGAAGCUCUACCCAGACAGCGAGGAGCUGUUUGACAUCGUCUUAAUGACUAACAACCAUGCCCAGGUUGGAGUGCGCCUCAUAAACAGCAUUAAUCACUACGAUUUGACUAUAGAGAGAUUCUGUAUGACCGGAGGGAAAAGUCCUAUAGGCUACCUGAAGGCCUACAUGACAAACCUUUACCUCUCCAAGGACUCCGAGAAAGUCACAGAGGCCAUAGAGGAAGGCAUUGCUGCAGCCACAAUGUUCAUGACACAAACGGAGACUUUGAGCGAAACUCAGCUGAGAGUGGCGUUUGAUGGCGACGCCGUCCUCUUCUCGGACGAGUCAGAGAUAAUCGUGAAGGAACACGGCCUGGACACUUUCUUUGAGCACGAGAAGGCGUUUGAGAACAAACCUCUCGCUCAGGGUCCCUUAAAGUGUUUCCUGGAGGCUCUGGGGAAGCUCCAGAGAAAAUUCUACGCCAAGAACGAGCGCAUGAACUGUCCCAUCCGAACCUACCUGGUGACGGCCCGCAGUGCUGCCAGCUCCGGGGCUCGCGUCCUGAAGACUCUCCGCAGCUGGGGCCUGGAGAUUGACGAGGCUCUCUUCCUGGCCGGGGCUCCUAAAGGGCCCCUGCUGCAGAAAAUAAAACCGCACAUCUACUUUGACGACCAGAUGUUCCACAUUCAGGGGGCCAAUGAAAUGGGCACCAUAUCUGCACACGUCCCCUACGGGAUCGGACAGAAGUACCACAAGGGCAAACUCAUCGAGCAGCCUGCAAAAAAGGAAUAACCUAAAAAUGGUUGCAAAAUGAAAUACGCACCACGUUGUCACCUGACUAUAAUGAGAUUCAGGAAAUUAAUUUGUUAAAAGAAUAACAGAAUUUAUGUAGAAUUUAGCUAAUUAAUUGGUAAUGGCGUCUACAAAAUUUCCUACUUUUUGGGAUAUUAUAAAAUAUUUUCUACUGUUUUCUUUAGGCUAGCUAGAGUAUUAUUGAUGAGUGGUUGCACUAGAUGCCACACACUAUUUCACUUGAUACUGUUCUGGAAGAGAAACACCAGAUUCAUCUAACUAUUUUGAGAUUACUUUUAUUGUUUACGUUUGAGUUUGUCAUUUUCUUUACACUUUUAUAGGAUAAACACAUUUAUUUAUCUGGGUUUUGGCUAUUGGUCCUUGGUAUAUUCAGUGUUACCAAGGUGGGAGAAUGUAUCUGCUGUAGUAGUAUUUUUUUUUUUCUUUCUCUUUCAUAGAUUUAAAAUUCACCAGCCAGUUAGAAACGGCCCUUUUCAACUCAAAAUUUCCAACGUUUUUGGAUUAACUUUGCUCAUUUAAUGGGACAUAUUGAUUUCAGUAAUUCGUUUUAAAGGGACAUUUAUGAGGGUAGAAUGUCUAUGGCUUACAGGGAACAGUGAUGCUGUUUUUCUUUGUUACUGUUUCUGCUGUUGAUGUGCACAAACUGUAUAAAACUUUAUAGUUUUCCUCCAACUUUUAAACUAAUGUUCUGCAUGUUGUUUACACUUUUCAAGUGUCUGGAUAUCAGACAGGCAGCACACUGUAACUACACUUUUCUAUCACCUUAUAGUGUUUUUAUAUAGGACUGACUACAUAUACUGUAAAUGUUUGCAGAUUGCAUUUGAUGUAUUUCAUGUUGCAAAAAUAUGUAAUUGUUUUCAUAACUAAAUGUCGUCAAGGGUUUCUCCAGUUACACUUGUUUGUACAUUUUUAUAUCGUGUGGUAAAGUUUCUCAGUGCCGGAUCAUGCAAUGUUUAGCAUUCAUUGUACUUAAGUACACAAUACCAUGAUGUUUGCACCAAUUCACUUUUCUAUAAUAGGAUUACUAUCUUGCUUUUAAGCGUUGAGUGCAGAGGAGUAAAGGAAUGUGGAGGAAUCCCAGUG
Messenger RNA from Perca fluviatilis (European perch), 2306 nucleotides. It is a transcript of the gene nt5c1bb, whose product is annotated as 5'-nucleotidase, cytosolic IB b. The coding region runs from base 120 to 1202 and encodes 360 amino acids. The transcript has 6 exons. Gene Ontology annotation, cellular component: cytoplasm; cytosol. Lineage: Eukaryota; Metazoa; Chordata; Actinopteri; Perciformes; Percidae. The record is from RefSeq and is a predicted model, not a curated record. Gene Ontology annotation, biological process: nucleotide metabolic process; adenosine metabolic process. Gene Ontology annotation, molecular function: magnesium ion binding; nucleotide binding; 5'-nucleotidase activity.